This is a messenger RNA of Malania oleifera, 2163 nucleotides long. Its product is annotated as cytochrome P450 89A2-like. Gene Ontology annotation, molecular function: heme binding; iron ion binding; oxidoreductase activity, acting on paired donors, with incorporation or reduction of molecular oxygen, NAD(P)H as one donor, and incorporation of one atom of oxygen. Lineage: Eukaryota; Viridiplantae; Streptophyta; Magnoliopsida; Santalales; Ximeniaceae. Gene Ontology annotation, cellular component: membrane. The record is from RefSeq and is a predicted model, not a curated record. The transcript has a single exon. The coding region runs from base 302 to 1957 and encodes 551 amino acids.
AAUUAAUUAAUAUAUUUAUUUAUUUUUUAUUUUUUAUUUUUUUAUUUUUAUUAUUUUAAAAUUAUUUUAAUUUUUUAUAUCUCUUUUUGGGGGUUUUUAUCAAAUUCUGAAGAGCAUGCAUUUUUUUUCUUCUCUUUUUAUCCUUUCUUUGCCAACGUUUCCAAAAUGAGAAGUCAAAAAAAUUAUCUCUUCAUGACAAUCCCCACUUUCAAAAUAUGUGUCCGCCCGCCCCCCACCGGAUGCUUAAUAAUUUAAGUUACUCAUAGUCAACAUAAAAGAAGCCUCCUUCCAACUCUCAGCCAUGUUCUAUAUGCUGUUACUAGCAGGCACACCCUCUUCAUCCAUCGACCAAAAGAUGGAGACCUGGUUCAUCAUCAUCGUCUCUCUUUGCAUCGCUGCUCUCUUUAAGUCCCUCUUCAAUCUUCUCUCUCCCACCAAUCCUAAACCCAGCAAAAUCAAAGGCAAGCUCCCUCCAGGACCCUCCAGUACUAUUCCCAUCAUUGGCGACUUCCUAUGGCUUGGGAUAUCCUAUCCAGAAGUCGUAUCCAUUCUUCGGAAUCUGCACACUAAGUAUGGACCCCUCGUCUCCCUCCGCUUUGGCUCUCGCCUGACAAUCUUCAUUGCCAAUCAUUCCCUUGCCCAUCAAGCCUUGAUACAAAAUGGCGUUGUCUUUGCUAAUCGCCCUGCAGCUACUCCAGUUGGCCGAAUCUUUAGCAGCAACCAACAUAACGUCAGCACCGCUGCCUACGGCCCUGUCUGGCGCCUCCUGCGCCGCAACCUCACCUCCGAAAUACUCCACCACUCACGCGUAAAGUCCUAUUCUCAGACUCGCAAGCGGGUCUUGUGCAACCUUGUCAAUCUCCUCAAGACUAACCAAUCUCAAAAAUUAGGAGAGCCAGUUCCGGUGAUGGACCAUUUCAAGUCUGCCAUGUUUUCCUUGCUUUCUUUCAUGUGCUUUGGUGAGGAGCUGGGGGAGAAGAAGAUAAGAGAUAUCGAAGAUGUGCAGCGUCAAAUCCUACUAUCCUCUGAACGAUUCAAUAAUAUCAAUAUACUCAAUGUCUGGUCUAGAUUGGGAAAGAUUUUAUUUCGUAGUCGUUGGAAAGAGUUAAUGCAGAUACGCAAGAGCCAGGAAGACGUAUUGAUUCCUCUAAUAAGAGCCAGAAUGAAACCCAAACUUGAGGCCCAACGGAAGAAUAUGCAAGAUGGAGAAGGUAAGAAUGAGUCUGUCUUGUCUUAUGUCGAUACUUUUAUCGAUCUUCAGCUGCCGGACGAGAAGAGAAAGCUUAAUGAAGCAGAGAUGGUGAGUCUGUGCUCAGAGUUUUUGAAUGGCGGUGCCGACACUACGUCAACGGCGCUGCUGUGGAUCAUGGCCAACCUGGUGAAGUACCCACAUAUUCAAGAAAAGCUUUUCGCAGAGAUUAAUGGGGUUGUGGGAGAACUUGGAGGAGGAGGAGGACCCGAAGAGGUGAAAGAGGAGGAUCUGCAGAAGAUGCCAUACCUGAAAGCUGUGAUAUUGGAAGGGCUGAGACGGCACCCUCCAGGCCACCUGCUGGUGCCCCACACUGUGACUGAAGAUGUGACAUUGGAUGACUACGUUGUGCCAAAAAAUACUGUUGUACAUUUCAUGGUAGCAAACAUAGGGUGGGACCCAAAGGUGUGGGAAGAUCCGAUGGCUUUCAAGCCCGAGAGAUUCCUAUCGACCGGUGGGGAUGGGGGGGAACUAUUUGAUAUAACAGGGAGCAGAGAGAUUAAGAUGAUGCCAUUUGGCGCGGGGAGGAGGAUGUGUCCAGGGUCUGGUCUGGCCAUGCUUCAUUUGGAGUACUUUGUAGCUAAUUUGGUGUGGCAUUUUGAAUGGAAGGCUGUGGAUGGAGAUGAGGUUGAUCUCUCUGAGAAGCAAGAGUUUACAGUAGUGAUGAAGAAUCCAUUGCAGGCCCGCUUGUCUCCAAGGCUGAAAUAAGGAUGGAAUUCAUCAAGAAGUGCUGUCCGUCGGUGUCUAGUAGAUUUCUCCUAAUUUCUAUUUUGUUAAAAAAUAAAGGCUGUAUCAUUGUCAAGUUGGAAAACUACGGAAGCCUGCAGUUAUAACUUGAUAUGCUGUUUUUUGUUUAACUCAGCUACCACAAGGAAAUCACUGAAUUUUUAAUUUCUAGUGCUUUUAUCUGUCAA